AUGAUGAAUAGCAAUGGAUUAAUUAAUGGGCACAAAAUGAAUACUGUGAAUAAUAGAAAUAGUUUAUAUCAUCAUCAUAAUACAAAUCAAAACAGUUUAAAUGCAAAUGGUAUGAAUCAAAAUAAUUUAAGUCAAAAUAAUUUUAAUCAGAAUAAUAUUAGUCAAAAUACUUUCACCCAAAAUAGUAUGAAUCACGGUGUGGUAGGUCAUACUAACAUGAAUCACAAUAUUGUGCAGAAUAAUUUAAAUCAUAAUAUGAGUAACUUGAAUAAUAUGAAUGUAAAUAAUAUUAAUAUAAAUAAUAUGAAUAUGAGUAAUAUGAAUAUGAGUAAUAUAAAUAUGAGUAAUAUAAAUAUGAAUAAUAUAAAUAUGAAUAGUAUGAAAAAUAUUAACAAUAUGAAUCUGAAUAAUGUUAAUAUUAACAACAAUAAUAAUAUUACAAAUGAUCACAGUAGCAUUCCAAAUAAUAAUCAUUCCAAUAAUUUAUCUAGUGUUCGUAUUGGUUCAAAUGAAGAUGAUGAGAAAAAAAAAGUGUACCAGUUAGUAUUUGAUUUAUGUUUCUCUGAAAAGAGAGAAAAUGCUUUACUUGAACUAUCAAGGAAGAGAGAAACAUAUCAAGAUAUUGCCCCUGUUUUAUGGAAUUCUUUUGGUACCAUAACAACAUUGUUACAAGAAAUUGUUUCCAUUUAUCCACAAUUAUCCCCUCCACUACUAACUACAUCUUCAUCAAAUAGAGUGUGUAAUUCUUUAGCUUUAUUACAAUGUGUAGCAUCCCAUCCAGAAACAAAACAGCAUUUCUUAAAUGCCCAUAUUCCUUUGUUUUUAUAUCCUUUUCUUAAUGCAGAAUCAAAAAAUAGGCCAUUUGAAUAUUUGCGUUUAACAUCAUUAGGUGUUAUAGGUGCAUUAGUUAAAGUAGACAACCCAGAUGUUAUAAAUUUUUUAUUACAAACAGAAAUUAUUCCUUUAUGUUUACGAAUAAUGGAAACUGGAAGUGAAUUAUCAAAAACUGUUGCCACUUUUAUUGUUCAAAAAAUCCUCAUCGAUGAAUUAGGGUUAAAUUAUAUUUGUGCUACCCCCGAACGAUUUUAUGCUGUAUCUACUGUUUUAUCUAACAUGGUAAAUUCAUUAGUAGAAAAUCCCUCAUCAAGAUUACUUAAACAUAUUGUUCGAUGUUAUUUAAGAUUAUCAGAAAAUCCUCGUGCAUUAGAAGCUCUAAAAUAUUGUUUACCAGAACCAUUAAAACAUGUUAAUAAAGCUUUUAUUCCUUGUUUAAAAGAAGAUCCUUAUACAAAAAAGUGGUUGUUACAAUUGCUUUAUAAUAUUAACAGUGAAGAAGAGAAUAUUUCUAUUCCAAAUAAUAUGAAUAUAAAUAUCAUCAACAAUAAUUUACCACAAAGUAAUUAUAACAAUUUAAAUAUGAAUAUAAAUAUGAAUGAUAACAAUAAUAAUAAUAACAAUAAUUCUUUUAAAGACAAAAUAAAUAACAAUAAUAAUACGAAUUCUAAUAAUAAUAAUGCUAAUAACAAAGUUAAUAAUAAUAAUAAUAAUAAACAUGUAUCAAAUAUUUCAAAUAAUCUUAAUAUAAAUAAUAAUUUAAUGAAUAUUCAUGAUAAUAAUAACCAAUAA
Molecule: messenger RNA, 1626 nt
Organism: Plasmodium gallinaceum
Lineage: Eukaryota; Apicomplexa; Aconoidasida; Haemosporida; Plasmodiidae
Gene: CAF40
Product: cell differentiation protein, putative
Exons: 1
Coding region: 1-1626 (541 amino acids)
Biological process (GO): mRNA catabolic process; negative regulation of translation
Cellular component (GO): CCR4-NOT complex; P-body; CCR4-NOT core complex
Source: RefSeq, a predicted model, not a curated record